Molecule: messenger RNA, 4172 nt
Organism: Callorhinus ursinus (northern fur seal)
Lineage: Eukaryota; Metazoa; Chordata; Mammalia; Carnivora; Otariidae
Gene: THBS2
Product: thrombospondin 2
Biological process (GO): cell adhesion; negative regulation of angiogenesis
Cellular component (GO): extracellular region
Molecular function (GO): protein binding; calcium ion binding
Source: RefSeq, a predicted model, not a curated record
UCCUCCAUAGGGUUCGGCGGUGGACGGCAGGAUGCUCUGGACGCUGGUGCUGCUCGCCCUCUGGGCCUUGUCUGGUGCGCAAGCUGGUGGCCAGGACGAAGACAUGGCCUUCGACCUUUUCAGCAUCAGCAACAUAAACAGGAAGACCAUCGGGGCCAAGCAGUUCCGGGGGCCUGACCCCAGUGUGCCUGCCUAUCGCUUUGUCCGCUUUGACUACAUUCCGCCGGUGAACGCAGAUUACCUCAGCAGGAUUGCCAAGAUCAUGCGGCAAAAGGAGGGGUUCUUUCUCUCGGCCAGCCUGAAGCAGGACCCCAAGUCCCGGGGCACGCUCCUGGCUCUGGAGGGCCCCGGCACCUCCCAGAGGCAAUUCGAAAUUGUCUCCAAUGGCCCAGCAGACACGCUGGACCUUACCUACUGGAUAGAUGGCACCCAGCACGUCAUCUCCCUGGAGGACGUGGGCCUGGCUGACUCCCAGUGGAAGAACGUCACCGUGCAGGUGACCGGGGAGACCUACAGCUUGUACGUGGGCUGUGACCUGAUCGACAGCUUCACGCUGGACGAGCCUUUCUAUGAGCAGCUCCGGACAGAAAAGAGCAGGAUGUAUGUGGCCAAGGGCUCUUCGCGAGACAGUCACUUCAGGGGUUUGCUGCAGAAUGUCUACUUAGUGUUUGAAAAUUCAGUGGAAGAUGUUCUGAGCAAGAAAGGCUGUCAGCAAAGUCAGGGAGCUGAAGCCAAUGCCAUCAGUGAGACCACAGAGACUCUGCACCUGAGCCCGCAGGUGGCCCCCGAGUACGCGGGUCCGGGCGCACACAGGAGGCCGGAGGUGUGUGAGCGCUCCUGUGAGGAGCUGGGCACCAUGAUCACCGAGCUGUCGGGGCUGCACGUCAUCGUCAAUGAGCUGCACGAGAACCUGCGGAAAGUGUCGAACGAUAACCAGUUCCUCUGGGAGCUCAUCGGCGGCCCACCUAAGACGAGGAACAUGUCCGCUUGCUGGCAGGACGGCCGGUUCUUCGCGGAAAAUGAGACGUGGGUGGUGGACAGCUGCACCAAGUGCACCUGCAAGAAAUUUAAAACCGUUUGCCACCAAAUCACCUGCCCCCCGGCCCCCUGCGCCAGCCCAUCUUUUGUGGAAGGAGAGUGCUGUCCAUCCUGCUUGCGCUUGCUGGAUAGUGACGAGGGCUGGUCCCCCUGGGCAGAGUGGACCGAGUGCUCCACCAGCUGUGGCUCGGGCACCCAGCAGAGAGGGCGGUCCUGUGACGUCACCAGCAACACCUGCUUGGGGCCGUCCAUCCAGACGCGGGCGUGCAGCCUGGGCAAGUGUGACAAUCGCAUCCGGCAGGACGGGGGCUGGAGCCACUGGUCGCCUUGGUCGUCCUGCUCAGCGACCUGCGGUGUCGGCAACAUCACACGCAUCCGGCUCUGCAACUCGCCGGUCCCCCAGAUGGGGGGCAAGAACUGCAAAGGGAGUGGCCGCGAGACGAAGGGCUGCCAGGGCGCCCCAUGUCCGAUCGACGGCCGGUGGAGCCCGUGGUCCCCGUGGUCAGCCUGCACCGUCACCUGUGCUGGCGGGAUCCGGGAGCGCACGCGUGUCUGCAACAGCCCCGCGCCGCAGCACGGGGGCAAGGACUGCGUGGGGGACGUCAAGGAGCAUCAGAUGUGCAAUAAGAGGAGCUGCCCUGUAGAUGGCUGCUUGUCCAACCCCUGCUUUCCCGGGGCCCAGUGCAGCAGCUUCCCCGAUGGCUCCUGGUCCUGCGGGGCCUGCCCCGUGGGCUUCCUGGGCAAUGGCAUGCACUGUGAGGACCUGGAUGAGUGCACUGUGGUCACGGACGUCUGCUUCGCCACGAGCAAAGCCCACCGCUGCGUCAACACCAACCCAGGCUUCCACUGCCUGCCCUGCCCCCCUCGUUACAAAGGGACCCAGCCCUUUGGCGUCGGCCUGGAGGCAGCCAGGACCGAGAAGCAGGUGUGUGAGCCUGAAAACCCGUGCAAGGACAAGACCCAUGCCUGCCACAGGCACGCGGAAUGCAUCUACCUGGGGCAUUUCAGCGACCCCAUGUACAAGUGUGAGUGCCAGACGGGCUACGCGGGCGAUGGGCUCAUCUGUGGGGAGGACUCAGACCUGGACGGUUGGCCCAACAAGAACCUGGUCUGUGCCACCAACGCCACGUACCACUGCAUCAAGGACAAUUGCCCACUGCUGCCUAAUUCUGGGCAGGAAGACUUCGACAAGGACGGCACCGGGGAUGCCUGUGACGAAGAUGAUGACAAUGAUGGCGUGGACGAUGAGAAGGACAACUGUCAGCUUCUCUUCAACCCCCGCCAAUUCGACUACGACAAGGAUGAGGUCGGGGACCGCUGUGACAACUGCCCGUAUGUGCACAACCCUGCGCAGAUAGACACGGACAACAACGGCGAGGGGGACGCGUGCUCCGUGGACAUUGACGGAGACGAUGUCUUCAACGAGCGGGACAACUGUCCCUACGUCUACAACACUGACCAGAGAGACACGGACGGGGACGGUGUGGGUGAUCACUGUGACAACUGCCCCCUGGUGCACAACCCUGACCAGACCGACGUGGACAAUGACCUCGUGGGAGACCAGUGUGACAACAAUGAGGACAUCGAUGAGGACGGCCACCAGAACAACCAGGACAACUGCCCCUACAUACCCAAUGCCAACCAGGCCGACCACGACCACGACGGCCAGGGCGACGCCUGUGACUCGGACGAUGACAAUGAUGGGGUCCCCGAUGACAGGGACAACUGCCGGCUGGUGUCCAACCCAGGCCAGGAGGACUCGGACGGGGACGGGCGUGGGGACGCUUGCAAGGACGACUUUGACAAUGACAGCGUCCCGGACAUCGACGACGUGUGUCCCGAGAACAGUGCCAUCAGCGAAACGGACUUCAGGAACUUCCAGAUGGUCCACCUGGAUCCCAAGGGCACCACUCAGAUCGACCCCAACUGGGUCAUUCGCCAUCAAGGCAAGGAGCUGGUGCAGACGGCCAACUCGGACCCCGGCAUUGCUGUUGGCUUUGAUGAGUUUGGGUCUGUCGACUUCAGCGGCACAUUCUACGUGAACACCGACCGGGACGAUGACUACGCCGGCUUCGUGUUCGGCUACCAGUCCAGCAGCCGCUUCUACGUGGUGAUGUGGAAGCAGGUCACGCAGACCUACUGGGAGGACCAGCCCACCCGGGCCUACGGCUAUUCUGGCGUGUCCCUCAAGGUGGUGAACUCCACCACGGGGACCGGCGAGCACCUGAGGAACGCCCUGUGGCAUACUGGGAACACCGAGGGUCAGGUGCGUACAUUGUGGCAUGACCCCAAAAACAUCGGCUGGAAAGACUACACUGCUUACAGGUGGCAUCUGACCCACAGACCCAAGACGGGCUACAUAAGAGUCUUAGUGCAUGAAGGAAAGCAGGUCAUGGCGGACUCAGGACCAAUCUACGACCAAACCUACGCUGGCGGGCGGCUGGGUCUGUUUGUCUUCUCUCAAGAAAUGGUCUAUUUCUCGGACCUGAAAUAUGAAUGCAGAGAUGUCUAAGCAAGACUUGCUGUGCUUCCAGGGACGUACUGUAGACGCUGUUACCUAGACCCCACCGUGUGCUGGUGCUUCCAGCUUCUCUGUCUUUAGCAGCAGCUCCUGUCCUUGACCUUGACGUUGAGGGUCAUUCACCAUCAUCGACCCCGAGCCCAAGUGCCUUCAGAGGAUCAGUGUCAGUGGACAUCCAGCCCACUACAAGAAGGCAGCUUGAUGAUGCACAAGACUUUCUGUGCAGUGACAACUGAGCAUGGCAUUACAUCGUUUUUUAUCUUGUUUGUUUAAAAAGAAUGAAUGACGUUUACAUAAAAUGUAAUUACUUAUUGUAUUUAUGUGUAUAUGGAGUUGAAGGGAAUAUUGUGCGCAAGCCAUUAUCAUAAAUUAAGCAGGAAAAAUAUUGCUCCGCGACUUUCAGUGCUUGAAGCCAUUUCCGUUCCUGGGUUAGAGCUGUUCUGCGCUAGCAGGGGUCCCGUUCUGUCGACCCCAGAGACGGGACCGCUGGAGUAUGAAGUGCCCUGGGGGCAGAGAGGGCAGGAGACCAGUCACACGUGUGGGGAGCCAGCCCUCUAAUCGGCUCAUUAGCAAUAAUGACGAGAACAAAUGGAAGCCCCUUCCCCCACGCCCC